UCUCUCUCCCGCUCCAAUUAUUUUGAGCUAAAAAAAACCAAAAGAGCACCCCCAGCAACCACCACUUCCCAUCGCCCGAUCCCCCUUUCUCUCUAGGGUUUUCUCCGAUCGCCGCCGCCCUCUCCGGAACCCAAGUCGAAUUCUAGAUCUUGAAUCUGAUCGCUCUCUCUUGCGCCAGCCUGGGACGAUUUGCAGGGCUCACGGCCUCCUUUCUGCGUCCGCUGAUCUCAGAUCGACGUGGUUUUGGAUCAGAAGGUUCCGUUUGUGGAUUUGAGGAUCGUUUUCUUGAAAUUUCUCGUAUCCAUGCGUUUUUUCCCUGGAGCCAUUAGCCAAACCGAGCCUAAAAUUGGGAUGAUCGGAGCCCUGGUGCGAUUUUUGGAGGAAAGAAAUUGCAUCAGAAACCACGUAGGGAGUCUUACUAUUUUCGUCUUCUGUUUCAAAUAGACUACGUCUUGAGUGGAAAAAGAAUUGUUCUGUGUGCCGGACUGCGACACUGCAAUCUUCAUUUUGUAGCCCGCUUUUAAUUCUUUCCCUCUUCGUUUUGUUGCAUGAGAUGUUAUGGUAUUGUGGACACUCAUCAGGCAAGUUAGAUGGUUUGUAAUGCUCGCGUAGACAUUUUUUGUCGAUCGGACAAAGAAAACAAGGGUUCCACCACCAAGGAAGACGGGGUAGAGCUCAAGGUACGAAGCUUGGUUUGAGCUGCCUAAGAAGCAGGGUUGAUCUAGAGCAGUUGUAAAGAUGAUGGUGGAUUCUGGUCUAGCUGUGGAGCCUGGAGCUGCCACUGAUUUAACACCCAAAAAGGAACGUGUCGGCAAUGGUGAUUAUGCUAGUGGAAGAUGGAAAAGUGAGGAUGGAAGUUUAACUUGUGGAUACUCCAGCUUCAGGGGAAAAAGAGUGAGCAUGGAGGACUGCUAUGAUCUAAAAUCAGCUAAGAUUGAUGGACAGACAAUUUAUCUUUUUGGAAUAUUUGAUGGGCAUGGUGGUUCACGUGCUGCUGAGUAUUUGAAGGAGCACUUGUUUGACAACCUUACAAGGCAUCCAAAGUUCAUGACACACACAAAACUUGCAAUAAGUGAAACAUAUCGUAGAACUGAUUCAGACUUUCUAGCUGCUGAAAGCAAUACUUCCAGAGAUGAUGGUUCUACAGCAUCUACAGCUGUUCUGAUAGGCAAGCGCUUAUAUGUAGCUAAUGUUGGAGAUUCACGUGCUGUGAUAUCAAAGACAGGAAAAGCAAUCCCUCUCUCUGAUGAUCAGAAGCCAAACAGAAGUGAUGAACGCAAGAGAAUUGAGGAUGCUGGAGGAGUUGUCAUGUGGGCUGGUACUUGGAGAGUUGGAGGUAUAUUGGCAAUGUCACGAGCGUUUGGCAACCGCCUUCUGAAACAAUUUGUUGUAGCAGAGCCUGAGAUUCAGGAACAAGUGGUAGAUGAAGAAUUGGAAUUUCUGGUUUUGGCCAGUGAUGGGCUGUGGGAUGUGGUAACAAACGAGGAUGCUGUUUCGCUUGUGAGAGUGGAAGAUGAACCUGAGGCUGCAGCUCGCAAGUUAACAGAGACUGCCUUCUCUUGUGGCAGUGCAGACAACAUCACAUGCAUCGUAGUCAGAUUCCAUCAGGAAAAUCUUGACAGGGAAUCUCCAACUCCAGCAGGAACACUAGAUUGAAGUAUCACGGAGACGGCACAGAUGCAGUUUUCCAUCUUUUCUUUUUGAUAUCCACUACGUACCUGCCAGUCAAGAUGUUUGCCGAAAUCUCCCCGGUCAGCAACCAACAGGUGGGCAUGUUAUCGAGCCUAUCAGAUGAUCAUUCCAGGCCUAGUUUCAUUUGUUAAUUUAUUCUUCAAAGCCAUAGGAACAUUCUGAUCAUGACAUCUGCAAUUGUUUUUGGUGUUGCCAAACGGGUCUAAACAGCAACUUUAUCAGCAGAAUUCUGUGGCGUGGGAUGAUAA
Molecule: messenger RNA, 1940 nt
Organism: Musa acuminata AAA Group (dessert banana)
Lineage: Eukaryota; Viridiplantae; Streptophyta; Magnoliopsida; Zingiberales; Musaceae
Product: probable protein phosphatase 2C 52
Exons: 8
Coding region: 739-1656 (305 amino acids)
Biological process (GO): peptidyl-threonine dephosphorylation
Molecular function (GO): protein serine/threonine phosphatase activity; cation binding
Source: RefSeq, a predicted model, not a curated record